AUGCCUCUACGGCAGAGUCUCCUGAGCUUCUACAAGUCGAGGACCGAGACUGUCAAGUCCAAACCCAUUGAAUCUUCCUUGACACGUCCUACUAUGACCCGAAGGCUCAGCUCGGCCUCAUCGGACACAGAUCCCGAUACUAUCGUGGUAUCUAACGGGCCAGCCAUCCAACUGCCUACCCCUUCCGAGAGCUCGUGUGACGUGUCUGUUCUCGACGCCCAGCUCAUCAAAAUGCAGCAAGUACCAAAAGGUCGAGCACGACGCGUCAGUUCACGUUUGACCAAGAGUGUGAGCCAUGACGGCCUGGUGGAACACGUUGAAAUGGAGAAUGCAAAGAGUAGAAAUGUCAGUGGUGAGACUCUGGUCAACUUUGACAACGCCAGCCAGUCAACCCUGGUCAAAGAGGGCAUCGCGGCAUUGGAUCUUCCUUGGAAUAUGAGUGCGGUGUUCUCAAAACAUGCAGACUCAACAAUGUCAUUCGAGCAAGACGAACAACUAAGAAAGGAGAGAUUAGCUGCCAAAAAAGCCAAGAUGGAGGAAAACAACAAAAUGUGGGAAGCGAGACGUAAAACUGCAGAGAAACAUGCCACUAGAAGAUCUUCCCGGAUGCCCGUCCUGGACAAGGCCGGAGAGCUUGUAUCAAGCAUAGCAAACAGUGUGCUUGGUAAGAGAAAGGACAGAUUGGCAGAGUCGACAUCAGGCUCAAGGAAAAGCAUGGGCAAUGACUCUCUUGAGAUAGCUCGAGAACCUGAUCCCAAGAAACGCCGUGUGAGCCAUGGAGAUUCUGCCCCGUCUGAAGAGCCAAGCCAGAAGAAAGUACCGGUUCGCCGACGAGAGAAGAAAUGGCUCGCAUCCGCCCUUUAUGCCGGUCAAACUAGAACAUUCGAUGGCCGGCUCACGGAGAGCAAGAACAGACGCCAGAGCGGCCAAACUGUCGCACCAAACAGGGGAAACAAGGUACUCCCUCUCCCUAUGUAUGCUGGAGAACGCCUUCUCAAGCAAGGGCGAGACUUCAAAUUACCAUUCGACAUUUUCUCCCCUCUUCCUCCUGGUCAACCGAAGCCUGACGAAUGGAAGAAGGUGAACAAGAAUGUGUUUGUGGGUGACGCCGCUCAAUCAUGGAGGGUAUCUAAAUACGAGGAACACUCCAGUUGCUUGUGCACCCCAGAGACAGGUUGCGAUCAGAAUUGCAUGAACCGUUACAUGUUCUACGAAUGUGACGAACGCAAUUGCAAUCUCAAGCCUGAAGAAUGUGGCAAUCGAUCCUUUGAGGAAUUGCGUCAUCGAGUCAAGAAGGGCGGAAAGUACAACAUCGGUGUGGAAGUCAUCAAGACUGAGGAUCGCGGUUACGGGGUACGAAGCAAUCGGAGUUUCGAACCAAAUCAGAUCAUCGUCGAGUACACCGGCGAGAUUAUCACACAAGAGGAAUGUGAGAAGAGAAUGAAGACGAUGUAUAAAAACAACGAGUGCUAUUAUCUUAUGCUUUUCGAUCAAAACAUGAUCAUCGACGCAACUCGAGGCUCGAUUGCUCGCUUCGUCAACCAUUGCUGCGCUCCAAAUUGUCGAAUGGAGAAGUGGACAGUGAAUGGAAAGCCUCGAAUGGCUCUAUUUGCUGGUGAUAGAGGCAUCAUGACAGGCGAAGAGCUCACAUACGACUACAAUUUCGACCCCUACUCUCAGAAAAACGUCCAACAAUGUCGGUGUGGCGCCGACAACUGCCGCGGUGUACUGGGCCCACGACCAAAAGAGGAAAGAAAACAAAAGUCUCCUGACGAGGAUAACAAGAAGACGAAGACCAGCAAACUAGCAGGAGUUAAGAGAAAGCUCGCAGAGGCAAUCGAAGGAACCACGAACCGCGUUACGAAGAAAGCAAAGAUCAGCCAGCCGAAGGCCAAAGUUUACAAGAGUACCGGCAGAAAUUCUAUCAAGAGCAGUCCAAUCAAGGUUCGUAAGGUCAAGCUCUUGAAAAAAGCCGUCAGUCGAAAGACCAGCGCGACUGCUGUCGGUCUAGCAAGGCGCCCAUCGAAGCUGAACAAACUAGUUCAGAGCGCAAAGGGCAAGGCGGUUGGCAAGAAGGCUGAUCAAAGGAUCGUGUCCACGUCAUCUUCAACAGCGCUGAUCUUGAAACCGAAGACAAACCAAGCCACCAAGCCACCAAGUAGAUCCUCCAGUUUGCGUGACAAGGCCUCGAGUGUUAGGAGUCGAGUGGUCAGGACAGUUCGAGGACGUGAGAGUGGCAGGACCCGGACGAUUCGACCCAUUAGCAAUGAAGCCGAAGAGGUGUGA
Exophiala oligosperma is the source of this 2286-nucleotide messenger RNA. RefSeq lists its product as uncharacterized. Gene Ontology annotation, biological process: regulation of DNA-templated transcription. The transcript is spliced from 2 exons. Lineage: Eukaryota; Fungi; Ascomycota; Eurotiomycetes; Chaetothyriales; Herpotrichiellaceae. Gene Ontology annotation, cellular component: chromatin; nucleus. The record is from RefSeq and is a predicted model, not a curated record. Bases 1 to 2286 code for a protein of 761 amino acids. Gene Ontology annotation, molecular function: protein binding; histone H3K36 methyltransferase activity.